Messenger RNA from Fusarium sp. VM40, 1128 nucleotides. The record is from the annotation of a GenBank genome assembly. Lineage: Eukaryota; Fungi; Ascomycota; Sordariomycetes; Hypocreales; Nectriaceae.
AUGGCACCUCUUCACCUAGACCUGGAGAGUCUUACUCUACAAAACUGCCGUGCUUUCGUUGGAGGCCAAGAUGCCGAAUUCAGCGUCUUGACCCGGAUCGACUCGAGUGAUGAGUGGUACGCUUUUGUUCUCAAGACAGAAGGUGGAAAGCGUUCAAAGAUUCUUGAGAACAAGGCAUCGAGACCCGAUCGUGCCCUCGAGCUGCUUCACGAGGCCUCGGCGCGUGUGGCUCAUCAAUAUGUAACCUGUCACGGCUACGAUCUCCCUCCCAGUACCACCUCCAAACCUUCAAGUGGUAUGCGUGGUGGCUCAGUGAAACCAGAUGUUAUUGCCUGCGGGUCUUCUGACAGCGAGGCAUUUGUGUCUGACUCUGACGAUUCUGUACUUCCUCCCCGCCGAUCUCAUCGCCGUGGUCACCGCAGCAGCCGAGGAGUUAAUGAAGCAGCGAGUACACACACAGAGCGAGAGGAGGCACAUUCUGCUAGCGACAGCGAUGAGCCCACUCGUCGUCGUAGUCCUCCUUGGGGGAUGAGUUUCCCUCAUCGUCCAGCCGGAAUGCAUAUGCACAACCUUCCCCAAGCAUGGAGCCAUCCGAUGCAAGCUCCAGUGCCAGUUCCAGCACCACUACCUGCCCCUAUUCCAGGUGCUCGACCAGUUCCCUCGAUGGUUCCACCACCACCAGGCGCCAGAAACAUUCCCAUUCCACACCCGAUGGGCAAGACGUAUUCCGCACGUCUUAGCGUCAACUGGCCUGGCAACGGCAAGAGAAACAUGCUCGUGAACGUGACGCCAACUCUUCAUUGCCUGCAGGUCCUUGCAACGAACGAGGCAAACUUACGUCCCAUGUCAUUCUCCAACCCCUCUGCGCCACCUUACCACCCUCUACCAGGUCGUGGCAACAAUGGUAACGGAGCUCUCAGAGCCACAGUCCGUCGUGUUACACUGGGCGAGGACGACACAUACGAGAUGGCGGCUUUUGGCAACGACUUGACUGGUUUGUUCCGCAGCACUUCGAGCAUCCCCAAGUUCGAUAUUGAAAUUGUGACGGCGGCUUUUCCUCCAAUGCCACCACCGCCACGUCCUGUGUCGGCUGCUUCCUCCCGCAGCAGCGUCGACAUUGCGGAUUGA